Messenger RNA from Prorocentrum cordatum, 1128 nucleotides. Lineage: Eukaryota; Dinophyceae; Prorocentrales; Prorocentraceae. The record is from the annotation of a GenBank genome assembly.
AGUGGGUCUCGUCAUUUCCUUGACGGCCCCGUCGGGCCAACCUGAGUCUCCGGAGCCCGAGUCUUGCGUCUCCCCGAUAGUUGCUACACAGGUUUACCCUGUGGUUCGUCUGGGCGCCGCUCUACGCAGAGGUGGUCCCGACCACGACCCUGUGGCUCCGAGAGUCCCGCGGGCAUGCCGGCUCGAGAAGCGCAGUGAGCAUCAUUGACUAUCACUAAUCUCGUGAUCGCUCCACCUCCCCGCGCUCCUACAGUUGCCAUGGAGCGGGCGAUGGUGGAACGGCACCUGCGGGAGUGGGCAGCGAACGUCCGCGAUCCUAACGAAAUGACCCUCUACCUCCAGCGUUUGCCGACCGGCCUCUCGAAGGCGAAGCUCCAGAGCAUCUUCGACUUGGAGGGGUUUGGCGACGCGUAUGACUACCUGCACAUGCCAAUGUGCUUCCACACUAAGAGAGGCAAGGGAUAUGCAUUCAUAUCCAGCGGAAAUUUCACCAACGAGGACAUGGCCCAGCUGUUCAGCCUCCGGAUGGACGGCCUCCCGAUGGGGGACGGCUGCUACCUGAGCAUCACGCCCUCGAAGACCCAGGGCCUGGGGGACAACCUGGUGAUCUGGGCGCGCUCCCAGUCGCGCCGCGUGCGGAAUCCCGACUUCCUGCCGUUUGUGCGGGCGCUCCAGGGCCUCGGCAUGGUCCACCCCUCGGAGCUGUGGCUCUACACCCUGGCGCAGGGCGAGGCCGGGCCCCGCGGGGCGGCCGCGCAGGCCGCGGGCGAGGCCCCCGAGGCGCUCGAGGACGCUCCCGGGUCGGCCUGCGGCCCGCGCAAGGAUGCUGCGAAGACCCCCUCUGGCUGACCCGGGUCAGCGAGCCGCUCGUGGCCGCGAGGCGGCCGCACAUACUCGAGCAGGCCGACAGAUGUUCCGCUUGAGGCCAGCGCCAUCGCCUCCGCCAUUCUGAGCUACGGCCUCGCGCACGCUAUCGUCCUGGACCGCUUCAGCGUGUGAUCGCCGAGCUGGCCAGGCCAGCAAGCCGGCCGCCCGUGGGCCUCCGUGUGGAUCUUCCCAGACGGGCUUGCAAACCUUUGCGUGCUUGCUCGUUCGCUGGCGUCGAGAUGCCUGCCCCCCCCCACACAC